This is a messenger RNA of Cotesia congregata, 1095 nucleotides long. The record is from the annotation of a GenBank genome assembly. Lineage: Eukaryota; Metazoa; Arthropoda; Insecta; Hymenoptera; Braconidae.
AUGGUUGAUUACAGCAAAUGGAAAGAUAUUGAGAUUUCAGAUGACGAAGAUGAUACUCACCCAAAUAUUGAUACUCCAUCAUUAUUCAGAUGGAGACAUCAAGCACGUGUGGAGAGGAUGGAAGAGCAGAAAAAACAAAAAGAAGAAUUGGAGCGUAUUAAGGAGCAGACAGUCUCAAAGGUAGAAGAAACUAAGAAGAAAAUAGCAACGCUGGAGAAGGAGCAGGCCAACCCUGAAGAUCUGAAUACCUUGAAAAAGUCUCUGCAAGAGUUGGAGCUGGAGGAGCAAAAGGUCAAGGCUAAAGAAGACGAGCUGAAGAAGAAAGAAAAAUUAACACCCUGGAAUGUUGACACUAUUGCACAGGCUGGGUUUACCAAGACUGUUAUAAAUAAAAAACCACGCAGGCGACCGGAUGAGGAGGAACAGUCGCUGCCAGAUGAUGUCAGAGAAUUGAAGAUGAAGGAGUUUGUCAAGACCAAUGAGAAGAGCUUGAAGAAAUUUGGAAUGCUGAGACGUUAUGAUGACAGUAAACAGUAUCUUCAGGAAAAUUCGCACCUUGUUUGUGAAAAUACGGCUAAUUAUUUGAAACACGAGCUGAUGGAGCAUGUCGCGCAUCAAUGCAUCUGUAUGCAAUAUAUCUUAGAAUUAUCCAAACAACUGGACGUGGAUCCUCGCGCUUGUGUUGGUUCCUUCUUUAGUAGGAUUCAAAUAGCCGAUGUGGAGUACAAAAAGUCGUUCGACGACGAACUCGAGGCCUUCAAAGAGCGAAUCAGAAAACGAGCUCAAGAAAAAGUCGCUGAGGCUCUCAAAGAGGCUGAAGAGGAAGAGAAAAAAGCGAGGCUUGGACCAGGUGGUUUGGACCCUGUUGAAGUCUUUGAAAGUCUACCUGAGCCAUUGCAAAAAUGCUUUGAGGCUCAGGACAUACCUCUGCUGCAGCAGACUAUUGCCGCGAUGCCAGAAGACGAAGCUAAAUACCACAUGCGAAGAUGCAUUGACAGUGGUCUCUGGGUUCCUGAUGCCAAGUCUAAGGAGAGUGAAUCUUCUACAAGUGAAGAUAAACCUGAAGUCGCUACACCUACACCUGAUCCAGAAUAA